This is a messenger RNA of Drosophila serrata, 1580 nucleotides long. It is a transcript of the gene yellow-e2, whose product is annotated as L-dopachrome tautomerase yellow-e2. The record is from RefSeq and is a predicted model, not a curated record. Lineage: Eukaryota; Metazoa; Arthropoda; Insecta; Diptera; Drosophilidae. Gene Ontology annotation, cellular component: extracellular region.
ACAAACAAAACCUGAAAAUGCUUAUUCUACAUUUUGUAUUAUGGUUAACUUUACAAAGUCUUUGCCUGGCCCAGUAUCACUAUCAUAUUAACUGCCCAAAGAAUAAUCCUCCCGAGUUUAAGUUUCCUUCGGAAUACAAGGAACUGCAAAGAGUUUACGAAUGGAAGAAUCUUGAAUAUGGUUUUCCGAGUGAAAAAGAACGUCAGGAGGUACUGCGAAAUGGUCGCUAUAAUCCGGGCAGUCCCAUACCCAUCGAUAUUGAUGUAUAUUAUCCACCUAAUGGCGCCCGACCUCGUCUCUUUGUGACAUCACCACGCUUUGGUCAAGGUGUUCCCUAUUCCUUGGCCUAUAUCACAGAUGUCCAGGGGGAGAAUGGUACAGUGCUUCAGGCCUAUCCCAGCUACGAAUGGCACAGCAGCCAUGGCGGCAACUGCGAUGGCCUUACCUCCGUCUAUCGGGUUCACAUCGAUGCCUGUGGACAGAUGUGGAUAUUGGACAGCGGAGAAAUCGAGUUUGUGCAGCACUGUGCACCCCAGGUGGUGGUCAUUGAUUUGGCCACCAAUCAGUUGAUCCAUCGCUACCGUCUGCCAGAAACCUCAUACAAGGCGAAGGUUAGCCGGUUUGUCAACAUAUUCGCGGAUAUACGGGAUCCGCCGCCAGGAGGUCAGUGCAAGGAUGUGUUUGCUUACCUGGCCGAUCCCACCAGCAAGGCCAUUGUGGUGUACGAUGUGACGGGUCAGCAGUCGUGGCGCAUUGAGAACAAGUUCACCUAUCCAGAUGCCAGAUUUGGGACCCAUACGGUGGCAGGUGAGAGCUUCGAGCUGCUCGAUGGACCCCUGGCCUUGUCGGUGACUCCUCUGGGAUUGGGACUACGACGCCACUUGGUUUUUCAUGCCCUCUCCAAUGACCUUGAGGUGGCCAUUCCCCUGGAUGUGCUCAAUAAUGCCACGAAUUGGAGGGCUGGCCUCAGUGCCUCUCUAUCCGAGUUCGUGACUCUGGGCAGGCGGGGAGUUCAGUGUGCUUCGCAUGUCAUUAGCCGGCAGGGAUUCUUGUUUUGCGGCUUCCUGGAACCCAUCGGCAUCUUUGGCUGGGACAUACGCAGGCCCUACACACGCGAAAAUGUCCGGUUGUUGGCCUUAAAUCCGGAUACCCUGCAGUUUGUGAGCGGCAUGAAGAUCGUACGAAGGCCCAGCGAUGGGCGUGAGGAACUCUGGCUGCUCUCGGAUCGCCUGCAGAAGAUAUUUGCCGGAACCAUUGACUAUACCGAGAUCAAUUAUCGAGUUUUACGCUGCGACGUUGACGACCUGCUGCAGGGGCGGGGCUGCUUUUAGAACCGAUAUCCGAGAGUCUAUAAAGACUAGACCAGAGACCCUCGAGAACUGAGAGGCUGGCUGGGGCAGUGCAAACACCAUUUAAGCGGCCAUAAAAGAUGUCCAUCCAUAAAUCUUUGAACUAUUCGAAAGUGUUUGUUUGGUCGCCACAGGUACACGACCUUUGCCUAAGAGCCCGAUGGUCAAUUACACUCGGAGAAAUGGUUAGGCUUUGCAAUCGAGUAGAAUAAAGUAAAUUUAAGAUAUUGA